Molecule: messenger RNA, 1004 nt
Organism: Phlebotomus papatasi
Lineage: Eukaryota; Metazoa; Arthropoda; Insecta; Diptera; Psychodidae
Product: microsomal glutathione S-transferase 1-like
Exons: 2
Coding region: 81-542 (153 amino acids)
Cellular component (GO): membrane
Source: RefSeq, a predicted model, not a curated record
UCUAGCGGGAAAGACGUAUCAAUAAGGCUCAGCCUAGGUAUUUUAAGUUUCUCCGGAUCCGUGAGUGGUUUAGCAGAAUUAUGAAUAAGACGGUCCCGCCAUAUACCCUGUUAACAGGUGAAAAUCCUGUAUUUACGGCCUAUGUGACGUGGAUUUUUAUUUUAGCCGUUAAAAUGAUGCUAAUGUCAAUUCUCACGGGGAUAUUUCGUUUCAAAAAUGCGGCCGUUGCAAAUCCCGAGGAUGCUAUGAAACCAACAAUGGAAGUGAAGACUGACGAAGAAGUGGAACGAGUUAGACGAGCACAUCUCAAUGACUUGGAAAACAUACUGCCUCUCCUUACCAUUGGAUUAAUUUAUGUACUCACUGAUCCUAGUCCAAUGGUGGCUGUCAAUUUAUUCCGAAUUGCAGGAAUUAUACGAAUUAUUCACACAGUCGUAUAUGCAAUCUAUCCACUUCGUCAACCAACUCGUGCAAUAUGCUUCUUCACAUGUUUCGCAAUUACGAUUUACAUGGCAAUUGUGAGCAUCAUUCGAUUCUGGUAGGAAAUUUAAAAGAUUUCUAACGAAAAAUCAUUUGAAAUUUCAUUAUGAUAACCAUUUUGCCUAAAUUGUGGCACUAAUGUCCACUCCUUGAGUGGGGAGAACAUAACAACAAUAAAUGUAGCACAGAAAGACUAUAUAAUAUACCAAUAAAUAAAUGUUAGUGUUGCAGAUGGUAAUAAUACACAAUUCAUUCACCAUUUAAAUGUAACGUAAUCAUUGUGAAAUGUUAGAAAUAAAAUGGGUUACACAUGCGUAUACAUUAUUCUUGAACUUGAAUUUAAUAUUGCCAUUGAUUUUACAUUUAGUACAAAACCUCAUAGAUCUCAUUGAAGUGUAUUUGUAAAAUAUCUAUUUUAUAUGUGUGCAUUACUAAUUUUAAUUUCUCCAGAGGCUAAUCAGUCCAAAAUUUGUCUAACAUUUUAAUAAAAGUCUUUGCAGUAAAAUUAAAGUGGUUAUUAGUAG